AUGGAUUUGAUCACCAUUUUGAAUCUUGGCGCUCGUUUGACGUUCAACCAGAGCUUGGAGGGCGUCCUACUGCCAAGCAGCUUAAAGACCUUGACCUUUGGCCACAGCUUCGACCAGUGCUUGGAAGAGCGGCUGCUGCCGAGCAGCCUCGAGACUUUGACCUUCGGACACGAGUUCGAUCAAAGCCUCGAAGGUGUGGUGCUGCCAAGCAGCUUGCAGACACUGACCUUCGGACAAGACUUCAAUCAAGCAUUGGCAGGUGUGAUUUGGCCGGACGGCCUGCAGACGCUAACGUUUGGCCGUGGCUUUAGCCGGAGCUUGGAGGGCGUUGCCUUGCCAGCCAGCCUCCAGAGCUUGACCUUUGGCUACUUCCUCAUCCAGCCCGUGCAUUGCAGGAAUCCAACUGCCACACGACUGCGCACACUUUCCCUCGGCUCCUUCGCGACUCGGAGCUUAGACUCCCUCACGUGGCCAAGCAACUUGCAAACGUUGACGAUUCGUGGCUGUUGCAACCAGAGCUUGGCGGGUGCCAGAUUGCCAGAGAGCUUGGAGACACUGACAUUCGGCCAAGACUUUGACGAAAGCGUGGACGGCUUGGCGUUGCCGAGCUGCCUGCAGACAUUGACCUUCGGACCCGAGUUUGACCAGAGCUUAAGCGGUAUCCGUUGGCCGAGCAGUCUGCGCACAUUCUGUCUUGGCCGGGCAUUCAACCAGAUCUUGGAUGACGUCGUACUGCCAAGCAGCCUGAAGAGCUUGACAUUUGGAGACAGAUUCAACCAGAGCUUGGUAGGUGUGGCUUUGCCACAGAGCUUGGAGACCUUGAUCUUUGGCCAAGAUUUCGACCAGAGUCUGGAAGGAGUGAGGUUUCCAAGCAUCCUACAGACGCUGGUUUUUGGCGACCAGUUCAACCAAAGCUUGGCAGGUGCCAUGCUACCAGAGGGCCUGCAUGUCUUGGUUCUUGGCGACAGAUUCAACUGUAGUCUCGAAGGUACCAUGCUUCCAGGCUGCCUGGAAGAGUUGAGCUUCGGGUACUUCUUUAACGAAAGCUUGGAGGGAGUCAGGCUGCCGGAAAGCUUGCGGGUCCUGACAUUCGGCCACCACUUCGACCAGAGCCUUGAUGAUAUCCUCCUACCAAGCAAGUUGGAGAGAUUGACUUUUGGCCAAUAUUUUGACCAAAGCCUUGAGGGCGUGACUCUGCCAAGCAGCCUGCACACCUUAACUUUUGGCGACUGCUUCAAUGAAAGCCUGGCAGCUGUCACUUUGCCUGAGAACUUGCACACAUUGAGCUUCGGCGAGCGGUUCAACCAAAGCCUGGAGAACAUGGCUUUUCCUAGCAGCCUGCAGACUCUGACGUUUGGCCGCAGGUUCAACCAGAGCCUCUCUGCUGUGACACUGCCGAGUCGCCUGCAGACUUUGACUCUCGGGGCGGACUUUGACCAGAGCUUGGAGGAAGUCUCGCUGCCCAGUGGCCUGCAGAAGCUCUCCUUUGGCCAAGGAUUCAAGAGAAGCCUGGAAGCAGCUGCCUUGCUCAGCCAGCUGCAGACCUUGGACUUCCGUGGUCUACAGAUUUGCGUCCGAGAGGAAUCCAUGAGAAGUGCAGUCGACACCGUUGUGAGCAGCACCGACACCGUGAAGUCGUUGGCUAGCGAGACCGACUUCGAGUAUCGGGGAGAGGACGCAGUCGUGACGGAUGACGACGUUCUCCUGACGAAUGUUUGCUUGAGGCCCAUUACCUGCGAGUCCUUCAAGGAGUGCAAGCCCAGCUCUGAUUGGAAGCUGGUCGCGGAUGCUGCCACCAAGCCUGGAAAUAGCCGAGAG
Molecule: messenger RNA, 1818 nt
Organism: Symbiodinium necroappetens
Lineage: Eukaryota; Dinophyceae; Suessiales; Symbiodiniaceae
Source: the annotation of a GenBank genome assembly